Tarenaya hassleriana is the source of this 1448-nucleotide messenger RNA. RefSeq names its product protein SODIUM POTASSIUM ROOT DEFECTIVE 1-like. NCBI's taxonomy places the organism in Eukaryota, Viridiplantae, Streptophyta, Magnoliopsida, Brassicales, Cleomaceae. The record is from RefSeq and is a predicted model, not a curated record. Gene Ontology annotation, molecular function: metal ion binding. The transcript is spliced from 4 exons. Bases 77 to 1045 code for a protein of 322 amino acids.
GUACGUACUAUAUUUCCACCCCACUUUUAUCAUAUAACUCAAUUUCAUCAAAGGCAGCGAAAAAAAAACAGAUCACAUGUUGUCUGCAUCAGAAAAAUCCAUGGACCCACCCUCCCAACCCUCCUCCCCCCCCGCAGCCGCCGCCGUGCGGCUCGGCGGGCGAGCAAUCGAUCGCCACAACCCCAUCAUCCGAGACGGCCGGAGAUUCACUCCUCCGCCGUCUCCGAACCCUAAAUCUUCAUCAUCUCACCACCACACCAACAAUCAAAAGACCCAUAGAACUAAAAUGGGUAUGGAAAAUGGAGGUGGAAAUCAUCAAGACAGGCCUGAAGAACAAAACCACGCAAAGAAGACGAAGAAGAACAAGAAGGGACUCGCUAACAUUACUACAACUGCUACUCAGGGCUCUUCAAGGUACUUGUUGGACGAGCCGGUUUUCUUUGACGGGCUCGUGGAUUCAGACCCGGUUCCCAUACCCGUUGACCCGGUUUUCUCUGAUGGGUUCGGCAAUACCAACCCGGUUAAGGCUCCUGUCGACCCGGUUUUCUCUGAUGGGUCCGUGGAUUCCAACCCGGUUAAGGUUCCUGUCGACCCGGUUGAUGAUGGUUCGCAGAAAACUGAACCGGGUUUCUAUUAUAAGGAAGAUAGACUGAUACUAAAUGCCUCGAAGCACAUAUCGUCGUCUUUCUUGGAAAAGAAGAAACCAGAUUUCUUCAACGGGUUCUUAGAUUACGAUCCAAUAGUUAUGUGUCCUGAUUAUAAGUUGUUUGGUGAAGACAAACACCUUACAACUUCAUAUGUUCAAACCCAACCUCCGGAGAACAAACCAGCUUCAGAUCAGGUCGUGGUUUUGAGAGUGUCACUCCACUGCAAAGGAUGCGCUGUGAAAGUUCGGAAACAUCUAUCGAGGAUGAAAGGAGUAACGUCGUUUAACGUAGACUUCGCGGCGAAGAAGGUGACCGUCAUGGGAGAGGUAACGCCGUUAGGGGUGCUUGCGAGUGUCUCCAAGGUUAAAAACGCACAGUUUUGGCCUCAGAUUAAUUAACAAUGUUGGGUCUCUUCGCUUGCGCUCUUCAUGAGGUGACCGGCAGGAACCUUCCGAUCGAGACAGAGAGUUUGGAUUUCGGGUCUUUGCCCAAGGGCGUCCCCAUCCCUCCGUCCGGACCGAGCCAUGGGGAGACGCCUCCGGCGUGGAAAAUCAUCAGUCGCCCGAAUUUCGGGACAUUGCAGAGAGGACCGGUCCCGCCGUCUGGACCGAACGGUGGCCGACCGAAGUCGUCUCCUUCACCAGCGAUCUAGAAAAAAAAUUUCAAACUGUUAGAUAAUAAAAUGCGUAUGCUCCUUGGAAUUUGAUAAAAAUAAAUAAAUAAAUAAAUCUGCAAAUCUUAUAACCAAAACAAUGUGCGAACUGUGAUGUUCAAUACAUGUGGUUUUUCCGACAUGGGUCA